UUGGUCAAGAACGCGAUUUUAUGUGACGUCUAUGAGGUAACCUUUUUCGAACGCUUUGAUUUUUUUAUUUUUUUUAUUUUAUUUUAUUUUUUUGUAUUUGCAAACACUAGAAUGAGUCAAGAUGCUAAAGAGGGAGACGAUGGUCUUAAUCUAAAAUUCCAUACCAAAUUACUCCCAAAGACAGUAGCAGAAAUAGAAGAGGUACAUGCUAGAGUACGUAAACUCUUUGUUCGUAAACGUACCAAAGCAGGUCAUACAGCUAUCCAAAAGCCCAAAGUAAAGACAGCCGCUGAACGUAAAAUAGAAGCCACACAACGACAAAAGGACAUUAAAGAUUAUUCAAAAUCAAUCGGAUAUUCCAAGUACUAUUAUGAUGAGCAACAUGAAUACAGACAUGUUGUAUUACCUAAAAUAUUGGCAAAAUGGUUACCGCAUGCUGGUCUACUCAAGGAAGAAGAAUGGUCUAGUCUUGGCGUUUCGCAAUCAUCUGGUUGGCAACAUUAUAUGGUCUAUGCUCCAGAACCUCACAUUCUGUUGUUCAGAAGAGAAAAAGAUUACCUUGCCAAAGUAAGUUGUUCACUCCCUACAUCAACAUCUCUCUAUCUCUUUCUCUCUCCUUACCCUCCAAAAUGCUAAAAAUCAUCACACACAAAAAAAAAAAGCACGGGGAAGAGGUAUUACCUGCUAGACAAGAGGUAAAAGAAAAAGCAGCAACUCCAGAGGCAUCCAACGUAGUACCAGAGCCUAAACCCCGUGUCAGAUCCACACGAUCAUCAUCCGCUGCUACCAAAGCAGCAAAGGCAUUGGAAGCACCUGCCAAUUGACAAAGAUAGGGGUUAUACAAAUAUGCUUUCUUUUUUUUUUUUGGCCCGGACAAGCGUCCCUUUUUAGUAAUCAAGCCACGCACAACAAUAUUUUAGCCAAGAUUUCUUACAUCAUUUCUUUUUGGGGGGUUAAAAUCAAAAACUUGGCAA
Molecule: messenger RNA, 974 nt
Organism: Mucor mucedo
Lineage: Eukaryota; Fungi; Mucoromycota; Mucoromycetes; Mucorales; Mucoraceae
Product: regulatory subunit of cyclin-dependent kinase
Exons: 4
Coding region: 112-636 (174 amino acids)
Biological process (GO): regulation of mitotic cell cycle
Cellular component (GO): SCF ubiquitin ligase complex; cyclin-dependent protein kinase holoenzyme complex
Molecular function (GO): cyclin-dependent protein serine/threonine kinase activator activity; ubiquitin binding; protein kinase binding
Source: RefSeq, a predicted model, not a curated record